CAACCUUUAUCUUCAAUUCACUUUUCUAUCUCCUCAAAACAGGAGAGUAUGAAGUUGUUUCAUGUGUUAACGUGGACUGUUUUGGCGCAGGCAGUGUUUUCUUGGGACACGAAUGAUUUAGAAUUGUUUGAUUUAGUAGAGGAAGUAAACCAAAAUUUCUAUGAGUUCUUAGGAGUUCCAUCAACGGCCUUGUCAUCCGAAAUACGUAAAGCAUAUCGACGUCUGUCCCUUAGUCUUCACCCUGACAAAAGCAAAGAAGAAGAUGCUGAAGUCAAAUUUAGACAGCUGGUUGGUAUAUAUGAAGUUCUUAAAGACGAGGAAAAAAGAAAGAGAUAUCACUUAGUUUUAGAGAAUGGAUUACCAGACUGGCGACAACCUAUCUUUUACUAUCGUCGUGUUCGUAAGAUGGGCCUUAUGGAGUUCUUUGCCGUUAUCUUCGUCAUUACGACAGUGGGCCAGUACAUCGUUAUGUGGGCUGUGUACGUGGAGAAGAAGUUCACCCUGUCGGAAAACUUUGGAGAGAUGAGGGACAGAGCUAAAAGUAAAAAUCGUAAAGCUCGACAACAAAUUGAGGAGCAGAUAGACACUUUAUUAGAGGCUCAAAUGGAGGCUGUGCCCCGCCCCCGUGUCUCACAACUCUGGCCAAUCAUACUUACGGUCUUCACUGUUAUGUCCAUCAUUACUGCUCCGCAGAAACUGAAGAAGAGAAUGGAGGAAAAAGAGGAGAGGAGAAAACGAGAAGAGGAGGAAGCAAGAAGGAUUCUAGAGGAAGAGAUCCAAGCAAAAGAAGAAAAAUCAAAGCCUCGGUGUGAUGCGGCAUUGAAUCCAACAACAAUCAAAAUGGCAGAAGCAGAGGCAGUGGUGUACACUGAUACAAUCAAACGCACAAGUGAUGAUGAUCAGGAAUACAAACAAGUCAAGAUCGGGGAGUGGACAGAUGAGGAAAUAGCCAAACUCGCAAAGGCUGCCAACAAGUUUCCUGGGGGCACACCGAACCGGUGGCAGAAGAUUGCCGACAUGGUGGGCAGGCCUGCUGAGGAGGUAAUUUCUCGGUGCCAGAAAAUGAAGGAUAACCAUUCCAUGACAUUGUCCACCACUGUUCAAGGUGGAGUUGGAAAAUCCAAGAGAUCUCAGGCAAUAUCAGAUGAUAUCAUAUCCCAGAAGACGGUAGAAAAUGUGUGCAGUCAUCCUAACAAUGAAUUGUCUCCAAAAAGUGAUUCACAACUCAGAAAGAGAAAUAAAAUUGUCAAAAAGACAGAUGAUAAAACAUCAAUGGUAUCGAAUGCUCAUAUGCUGAAGAGCUCUACCAAGGGAAAUAAUUCUUCUGAAGAGGGAGCAACUGAAGAGAAUUCUCAAAACAAUUUAAAACUUACUGAUGAUUCAGAUGACUGGAAUAAAAAUCAACAGACAAUUCUAGAGUGGGCAUUAAGACAGUACCCAAAAGGGACUGAUCAAAGAUGGGAGAAAAUAGCUCAACAUUUACCUGGAAAGUCAAAGGAAGAUUGCAUAUACAGAUAUAAGUAUCUUGUGGACUUGGUCAAGAAAAAGAAAGAACAAACAUCGAAAAAAGAGUGAUGGAAGGAUUAGCUUAAGCGUGUAAAUUAAUGAAGAAAAGUGUUGAUGAUAAUUAGGACAGUGUGUUGCUGAAAGUGUUGUGAAAAAGUUCAAUUUUUCAAAUGCAUGAACUUGAAGCAUUUGUAGCUCAUCUGUGCCAAAGACUGUAGUAAGUUUUCCUGAUCAAGGUUUGGCUGGUGUCUAUCUAUUGCAGUGUAUAUAAACAAAUACAGUCGAACUUCGGUAUCUCGAACACCGAUAUCUCGAGUACCAUGGAUAUGUCUAAGAGAUUUGGAAGACCCAACCACUUAUUCUCUAAGUAUUUUACCCUCAAUAUCUCGAAUCUUUGGAUAUCUCAAAGUCUUUUCUCAGUCCUAUUGAGUUUAAGAUAAUGAGGUUCGACUGUAUGUGUGGGGCAUAAAAUUUUGAUAUUUUCACCAGGAUGAUCUUCUCCAAAACCAAUGGCCCAAAUUCAAUUAAACUUAACACAAAAUAUUCUUUUAAAAGUGAGUAGGAUUCAAGUUUGUUUAAAUAAUGGAUCAUGUCCCUUUGAAAGGUAGAUCAAGAAAUACUGAAAAGUAGGUGGGAGCUUUACAUUUUUUUUUCUUCUCAAGAAUCACUUGAUCAGAAAAUCUAAAAUUUGAAUGAAAGCCUCUUUAUAUUGUGAAGAAACCAUGACCCCUGGGGCAGGAUAGAGCUACUGUAGAGGUGUAGCUUUUGACAUAGGAAUGCAGUACAACAGGGCUACAACAAGCAUUUAUCAUAUGGCCAGCGAAAAACAGUUUGUCAUGGUGAAACUUUUAUCAUAUUCAAUAAAACUUUAAUCAUUUCCCUUUCAUAGGGGAAUAAAUAUAAUUACUUUGCAGUAAGAGUGAAUUCAUUAUAUGCAUGUUUUAUUGUAUGUAUGAAAAAUUAAUUCUCAAGAAUCAUAAAGGUAUAAAUAAGUUUGUCUGAUUAAUUAUAUGCAAUCAUCUUCAUGCAGUGUGGACAUCAGUUUGCUCACAUAAUGACCCAAGGGGUCAGGAUGGGGUCCCAAGGUGGGGUUCAAGUUUUGAAUAGAAAUAUAAUGCAUGUAAGAGAUGUCUCAACAAGAAACAAGUGGACCAUAUUAUUUGAAAUCAAUAUGUUGUGUGUACAGUCAAACCAUAUUUGAUAUUGUUAUUUUACUUGGGGAAUAUACACGCGAUACGAUUAGUAGGUGAGUAAUGUGGCUCAUGGGCUUCUUAUUUGUUAAGCCAAAGGAAAAACUUUUUAUAACCAAACAAGCUGACAGAAAGGUGUGAAUUUAAUUCUAUUUUGUAGUAAAGUUAACAUUUCACAGAAAAUGUAGGCAACGUGAUGUAAUGUAAUAAAAUGUAGUAUUUGAAUGAUAUUCUAGUGAGGAAAAUUGAAGAAAAUUACACAUUAUCAAAACUAUUCGUGAUCAGAUUAAAGAAAUUAUCACUUUGUUAAAAGUCGGUAUGAAGAAGUACAUGUAUCAGUUUGUGCAAUUUGUUGUAUUUUAGAUAUAAGCACCAGCUUAUUAGAACACGCCUAAUCAAAGCUGAACUUGACAAAUACAUGUAUAUGCUUUGCAAUUAUGCAAAGGAAUUUUGUCAGUGUAAUUAUUUUGUAAUCUACUUGCCAGAUGGAUUGAUGCAGUCACAGAAUAAAUACUGUAUCAAGAGGAAAA
Messenger RNA from Ostrea edulis (European flat oyster), 3226 nucleotides. Its product is annotated as dnaJ homolog subfamily C member 1-like. The record is from RefSeq and is a predicted model, not a curated record. Bases 49 to 1575 code for a protein of 508 amino acids. Gene Ontology annotation, cellular component: endomembrane system. The transcript is spliced from 10 exons. NCBI's taxonomy places the organism in Eukaryota, Metazoa, Mollusca, Bivalvia, Ostreida, Ostreidae.